This is a messenger RNA of Acaulospora colombiana, 3846 nucleotides long. The record is from the annotation of a GenBank genome assembly. NCBI's taxonomy places the organism in Eukaryota, Fungi, Glomeromycota, Glomeromycetes, Diversisporales, Acaulosporaceae.
AAAAAGUUAGAAUUCUCAGAGGGUGCACAGAAAUCUUUCUCGCUUACAUUUAAAGAAGAAAACCAACAGAAAAUUCAUUUCUUUUUGGCAUUUUCACGAAAAAUGCCUAUUGACGAUGAACUCUACCAUCCGCCCUAUUCGCCGACUCCCACUUCAAUACCACCAGCACCAACUCGCACUCCUCCACCACAGGAUGGCGCUCCACCAAAUCCUGUAACCUUUAUAUUCAAUGCAAUAAUGCAAAACAAUGUGGGUCUGGUUAGAGCUACCUUGAGCAGAACCCACUAUGACCUUAAUAAUUUGCGGAAUAGAGAUGGAAAGACUCCUCUGAUGGUGGCGUCGAGUGAAAAUUGCCCGGACGUUGUUAGAUACCUGUGUGGCAUUGAUACCGUGAAUCUUAGUUUGCAGGAUAACGAAGGGGAGACGGCGCUUUAUCAGGCCGCCGAGGCUGGAAACACUGAAGUUGUUGAAAUAUUGAUUCGAUCGAACGCAAACGUUGAAAUUGGGAACAAGAAAAAUGUCACGCCACUCGUAAUUGCCGCAUAUAACGGUCACGCCGAUGUUUGUCGCACGCUUAUCGACGUCGGCUAUGCCGAUGUGGAUUCCCAAGAUGAUUCGUAUAAGACUGCAUUGAUUCUGGCGUCUUACGUGGGACACACGAAGACCGUGGAAGUCUUAUCGGCUCGAGGCGCGAACGUAAACCUCAGGGACCAGUAUGGAUGGACAGCCCUAAUGCUUGCUGCAUUCUCAGGGCGUUUUGAUGCUUGUCGACUAUUGUUGAUACACAAUGCCAACAAGAACGUCACCACGGACAAUGGCAAAACUGCUGUUGUCCUUGCGAGGGAAGCUGGACACUAUGAAACCGCAAAGUUAAUAGAGGAUUUCCCAUCAGGUCUUCCUCCACAGAUAUCCCGAAUGCCAAUGCCUGUCGUCCCCCCAGAGACCGAUUCUGUUAAUUAUUUGACUUGUAAUGGUGAAUUCGAUACUCCCGUUUCGAUUCCGAGUGAUCACAAUUCUGCACCAAGAGGAAUCGUGAUGGCUUUUGAUCAAUCAAGGCUCAGGAGGAAAACGAUUCAACCCAAAAACUCCUCGGAUCGCGACGCUCGAUACUUGAGUCUCGGUGGUGCAGCGUUAAGCAACCCUCCACCUCCUCGAACUAUUACAUCCAAUGUUAAAAAAGAUAUGGAACCAAGGGAUAAAAAAACUCCGUGGGUUAUUUUCUCUUUAGCGGUCACAGCUUGUUUCUUGAAUCCUUGUUUAUCCGUAAUUGGAAAGAUGAAGGAUCCUAGUGUCCAACAGGCCUGGCGCGAGAAAGUGGCAUUAUGCUUCAUCAUUCUGUGUAUUUCGUGUUUCAUGGGAUUCUUGACUUUCGGGUUUUCUUCUCUAGCAUGCACAAGACAAACACCUCUCUUUCCACAGGACAUCGUUCGUCUGUAUGGCCCCAAUGUGACCGGCAUGAAAGUACACAUCGUUCGCGGGAAACUUUACAACACCGGAGUUUACUUUACCAGCGGUGACCAUCGACCCAUUAUUCCUUUUAAUGACGAAGAUUUGGCACCGAUCAUUUACCCAUUAUUUGGACAUGAUAUUUCGGAAUUCUUUCCACCAAAUAACAAGGAUUCCGGAUGCACCCUAAUUCCGAACAACGGAACGGGUUGCCUUCUGGCGAACUUAAGUGACAAAAGAUAUCAUUGUCACACUUCGACUGCCUCCGUUGAAACUCUCCAGAGCCUGGCAUUGGACUUGUCCGUGGGAUACACUUGGGACAAUAUCACCAACGGUUCGGGUGAAAUGUUUGUAUACAACGGAAAAGUAUACGAUAUAUCCAAUUACCUUAAGUUGCCCGCUACCGAACAAUGGCUUGGGGAUGCCAGUGUUACUAAUUGGCUCAGCAGUCUUGUCGGGAAAGACGCGACAGGUGAGAUAGUCCGUACUCAGGGAACGAAAGAUAUAGCCAAGUGCUUCGACUAUUUUUUGGUCGGUCAAAUAGAAGGCACAACCAUCGGAUGUUUCGCCACCAAUACUAUUAUUGGCCUGAUGAUUGUUAUGUUUGCCGGAAUUACUAUCAUCAAGUUUGUAUCAGCUGUAACCUUUCAAUGGCUUUUGUCGUGGAAACUCGGUAAAAUAUCAAAGAAGCCGAAGGCCGAAAAUUCUAUAUCCCGUAUAAUGAUGUUGGUCACCUGUUACUCUGAAGGUGAACAAUCCAUGCGAACCACACUUGAUUCGUUAGCUGCAACGGAUUACUCUGAUAAGCAUAAGUUACUAUUCGUAAUUGCCGACGGAGAUGUCACUGGAUCAGAAAAUGAAAAAUCGACACCGCAAAUAUGUAAAGAUUUGCUGGAGCCAUUUGAUUCGAACGCACCUCCGCCAGAAGCCAAAUCAUACAAUUCCAUAGGCGACGGUCCUAAGCAACACAACAUGGCAGAAGUUAUCAUAGGCUAUUAUAACGUCGAUAAUCAUCGAGUCCCAAUGAUCAUUGUUAACAAGGUUGGCACUCCACAAGAGAGAAAAGGUUCGAAGGCUGGAAACCGCGGAAAACGAGACUCCCAACUCAUUUUGAUGAAGUGGCUUAGUCACAUCUGUUUCGAUGAUCGAAUGAGUGAAUUGGAAUUCGAAUUAUUCGAAAAGAUUCGCAUUUUAACCGGUGUCACUCCUGACAAAUAUGAAAUGGUUCUUAUGGUGGAUGCCGAUACUCUCGUUAAACCCGAUAGCGUCGGACACAUGGUUGCUGCCAUGGAACGCGAUCCAAAAGUCAUGGGACUUUGUGGCGAAACCAAGAUUGCGAAUAAAAAUGCAAGUUGGGUCACCAGGAUUCAAGUAUUCGAGUACUACAUCUCACAUCAUCUCGGAAAAUCGUUUGAAACAAUAUUUGGUGGUGUGACUUGCUUGCCUGGUUGUUUCUGCAUGUACCGUAUCAGGGCUCCCAAGUAUGAUGGCUACUCCGUGCCUAUUCUCGCCAACCCGGACAUUGUCGAGGUGUACUCUUCAAACACCGUCGGAACUUUGCAUCAGAAAAAUCUCUUACUUCUCGGGGAAGAUCGUUAUCUCACCACAUUAAUGUUACGAACAUUUCCAAAACGCAAAAUGAUUUAUGUACCUAAAGCAAUAUGUAAGACUGUGGUACCAGACGAAUUUAAAGUUUUGUUAUCUCAGCGUCGCCGGUGGAUCAACUCAACCAUACACAAUCUAAUGGAACUUAUUUUGGUGCCACAACUUUGUGGCAUCUUUUGUUGUUCCAUGCAAUUCGUAAUCUUCCUCGAACUAAUUGGAACAGUGAUUUUGCCCUCUUCACUUAUAUUCAUGCUAGUCUUGGUUAUUUCUGCUGCGCAAGGGAACUCUGUUCUUUUACCUUUCAUAUUUAUCUUUGCCACGUAUUUCCUUCAAGCAUUCUUGGUCGUCUUCACCUCACACAAACCCGUCUAUUUAGUGUGGAUGAUCAUUUUCAUACUUGCCAUGCCGGUUUGGAACUUCAUCCUACCUCUAUACGCGUUUUGGCAUUUUGAUGACUUCACGUGGGGUGCCACGCGUAAGAUCGCCGGGGAGGACAACGGUCAUGGAGGUGGAAACAAAGAAGAAUUCGAUCUUAGCCAGAUAGAAAUGAAGAGAUGGCAAGAAUGGAAAAUGGAAAAAUCCGGAAGAAUCGAAAAAACCGUUCCGAUUCCGACGGAAACGAAUCCACAGAUAUCGCCCAGAGCAUCGUCAAUGGGGAAUUUAGGCGGAAACCAUUCCGGCUAUUCAAAUUACUCACGGCCGAUUGUAGCUCCACCAACGGUUCCGACCAUGAGUGGUGGCAGACCUUUAGGACCCAGGUUAAUGAGAUAUUCCAGAAAUGACGAAUAUUGCUAA